This is a messenger RNA of Glarea lozoyensis ATCC 20868, 1047 nucleotides long. RefSeq lists its product as uncharacterized. The transcript has 3 exons. Bases 1 to 1047 code for a protein of 348 amino acids. Lineage: Eukaryota; Fungi; Ascomycota; Leotiomycetes; Helotiales; Helotiaceae. The record is from RefSeq and is a predicted model, not a curated record.
AUGACCCUGCCGGCGUUGCCCAAAAGGUCUUUUGCACAUCGCGUAGCCUGUAAAGCACUAUAUCGGGCUCUCUUGGUCCAAACCCAACAUAUCCCCUUGAAACCAGAGGUCCUCACUCGUGGACCUGUCAAUCCUAUAACACAUCUUGUGCGCAAGAGAUUCAAACAGAAUAUAGCGCUUAAUAGCAAGAAGCAGGUGGUUAAAUGUUUGGAGGUUGGAUAUGCUGUUGAACGGCUUCUCCGUUCCUCAGCCAGUGGAUCAAAAGCUGCCACAGAUCAAGUCAACAACAUCCUCCAAAUCCUCCAUGACGACGCAUACCAACAAUCCCUCGUCACCGAACGACCUCAUCGCGUACGACCUCCGAAACCAAUUGCCAAACCCGGCGCCCCGAAACUACUAGACGUCGUCCCACGGCCUCUAUCAGAAAUCAAAGGCGGUAUAAGGAGCGUCCCCAAAAUGGUCUUCACAUCCCGUCACCGCACAAGCUUCCUGCGAUACAGCAAACCACAAAGCCCCUACCUCAGCAGGGUUAUACGACAAAAAGACGACACGCGCGUGAAGCGGUUCGAGACUGCCGAGCGUCUAUUCUUCGAGAGUGAAGAAGGGAAAUUGGAAAACGUGUGGAAUCACAAUCUGAGCGCCGAGUUGGGUGUCAAAUAUGAUAUGGGGUGGGAUUCGGUGCCGGCGACUGUGAGGAGGAGGGUGAUAGGGAGAGAUUUGAGGGAUGUGGAGGAUGCGAGGGAGUUGGCGGGACGGAUGAUGGAUGUUGCCGAGAGAGAGAUGGAACUGGCGGAGCAGGAGAGGAAGGUUAGGAGACAUGAAAAAUUGGAGAGGAAGUGGGCGCUUAAGAAGGAGAGGUGGGAGAGGGAGGGUAGGGAGGUACACGAUGUUGUGAAGGAGCCUUUUGUGGCGCCUGAAGUUUUUAAGCCAUAUGGCGGUGGUGCUGGAAGCGGUGGAGGAGAGGAGAGAAAUGGGCUAGAAGUGGAGGAGGGGAGCGACUUGCUCGCUGAGGGUGGGAAGCUUCGCAAAUUCUACAAGCAAGAUUGA